AUGCCUCGCAAGAAACGAGGAGGUAUCCAGAAGGCUGGCGGGGUCUACAAUUUCUACGCCAAGACGCAGCAUGACGUGGUACCCUGCUGCCUCCGCCGGGGCAAGUUGCCAACGAAGGUCCUGCGCGCUUUGCAAAAAGCCGUGAAGCCCACCAUGGACAGCUGGCAGCUUCCGUCCAGCGUGGCCUUAAAUGACUUUGGAGUCCCCGAUAAGUUUCUGGCCAAUGGCAUCGUUGCUCGGGAUUGCGGUGGAGAUCUGUGCUGGUUGCGAAACUCGGAGGUGCCGAAAGGCAAAGUCUCUGCGGGACCCUAUCGAAAGCUGGGCCCUGCAGAGGUCAGAUCUGUGGUGGACGAACUCUUGGAGAACAAUCCGGAAAUGCUGGAGAAGGUGGAGAAGUUGAUGGAUGCCACCCACAGUUCCGCCAAGGGCCCGGUGCCAGCCUUCGCAGCCCGACAGGCCAAGGACGCCAUUUUCCCCUACAUGUGCCUGCAACGUCGUUGGCCGCACCAGAACGCUCCGCCGCUGCCGGAGCACCCGGACGACGACGCCAACGCCACCGGCUCCAACGACGACGGCUCGGGCUCCGACGCCGCGGACGCGAAGACCGCGAAGACGGCGAUGAAAGCAGGACAUGUCGAGGCCGGCAUUCCGUGGCACGUGGACGGUGGACCGUCCAUUUGUUUCAUGGCCUUGACCUUGGAAGGCACUCGCACCGUGGAGAUCGAAACCGUCGACAACGAGACCGGCGCGACGAAGACCAAGCGUUUCACCUUCCGCCCUGGCGAUUGGUACUGGAGCUCCCCCAGCUGCUUCUGGCACCGCGUCUCCUCCAUCUGCAAGGGCAAGAGCGGCGGCGCUGUCUCGACUACGCUCCUGCUACGCUCGGCCAUCCUGAUGCGUCGCAUCAGUGGUGGUCGCAUCACAGCUACGGGACGCAAGACCAACGGCAUGAAGUAUGCCACUAAGGAGUGUUUCUGUAAGCUGGCGCCGGCGUUUGCGGACAUCAUUAAGAACACCAAGCGGAAUUUGGGGGCUUGGCGCGAAUUUGGCACCGGGCACCCUGUGAAAAAAUUGCGUCGAAGUUGGCACCGGGAUGAGAGGAUGUCUGGAUACUUUGGGGAUACAGGAAGUCUUUGGAUCCGGCGCCGUUUUAAGCUUCACCGGACGCGAGCGCCGGUGCCGAGGGUGUCAUGUGGGGCAGCCCAGGGGUCCUCGGUCUAUGGCCCUGAGUUGCUGAAGGACCCCACCGUGGCCGAUGACGUGGACGUCUCCUUGGGCCGGAAAAAGGCGGGCGAGGAGUUUGAAACAGACCACGAUCGCGCCAAGCGAAUUCGAAGAGAAAGGAGAGCAGCCAAGGAGAAAGAGAAGGAUGACCAACAGAAACAUGACAUGAACAAGGCCAUCAGCGCGUUGUUGGGCGGUGGCAGUUCAGCACAAAAGUUGGACCUGUCCAGUGCCAACUUCCAAUCCUUCGGUCCCAGCGCUGGACCCAGCGUAGGUCCUUCGGUUCCCGCGGGACCUUCGGGACCCUCGGGACCUUCGGGACCCUCGGGACCCUCGGUGCCCGGGCCGCCGGGGCCGCCGGGGCCAUCAGGGCCAUCAGGGCCAUCGGCUCCUGAGGCUGGCCCCUCCAGCCCUCCAAAGGCACCGGCAGGCCCUUCCAAGCCGAAGAUGCCGCAGGGUCCCCAGCGACCGCCGAAGCCGGAGGAGGCAAUGCCGGAGGUCGAGCCGGAAAAGCCGAAGGAUGAGAAAAAGGUGCUAUUGGGGCACAUGGAUAUCAUGAAGGAGCAGAAGCGCGUCUCCUGGGAUGAGUUGAAGACUCGCUUAGCCGAGGCCAAUUGGAAGGAGGCGGGCGUCCCUGGCUCUUCGGAGUUCGACAGCUACUCCGCGAAACUGGAGAAGACCCGGAAUGAACGCCUCGCACAACAAGAGGACGACACCAAAAAGGCGUUGAAGGCCGUGAAUAAAGUCAAGAAAGAGAAGAAGAAGGAAAAGAAAGAAAAGAAAAAGCGUUCUGCACUUCACCAUCAAGCCAAAUGAGUGGGGCGUCUUCCGCCCCCAUUGCUGGGGGUACUUCUAGACAAUUGCAAACUGGAUGGUCUUCUCGUAAAAGAAAUAGUGUGUUGAGCCGUCUCUUGUUUGUGCUUGGUGGUGCCCCAGUUAGGAAUCGCUGACUUGGUGAACAGAACUAACAUGUCACUAGGCCACUAGGCUUU
This is a messenger RNA of Cladocopium goreaui, 2216 nucleotides long. Lineage: Eukaryota; Dinophyceae; Suessiales; Symbiodiniaceae. The record is from the annotation of a GenBank genome assembly.